GUUAAAAAAGAAUACACUCCACGGGUGUCAUGCAUGUUGGAGUCACGCGUAUCCCGUUUACCGUUCACAUUAUCCUGGGUCUUGUAGUUCUUCAGGCUCCCUAAUGUGUUGAAUAUGAACAGCUGAAAACUACAAAAUGUUUCGGUUUGGCGCAGCCGCAGUAUGUUCGAUGGGGUAGGGAACGCGCAAAGAUUCCUGCAGUUGUCGACGGAAACGUGAGGAGAUCAACGCUAUCUCGGAAAGAAUUGGGAUUUCAAAAUGGCAGAAAGGGUGAAUAACUUUCCUCCCCUGCCUCAGUUCAUGAGAAUAAAGCCAUGCUUUUAUCACAACAUUGAAGAGGAAAUUCCCGCACCCCACCAGCAGUUGGUUCGCAGAGUCUACACACUUUGGAUGAUGUAUUCAGGGACACUGUGCAUUAAUGUGAUCUCAUGUAUUGCUUGGUGGGCUGGGGGUGGAAAUGCCAUAAACUUCGGCUUUUCCCUACUCUGGCUCAUCCUCUUCAGCCCGUGCAGUUACACCUGCUGGUUCAGACCACUCUACAAAGCCUUCAGGGCUGACAGCUCAUUCAACUUCAUGGCCUUCUUCUUCAUCUUCUUCCUUCAGUGUGUCUUGGCCCUCAUCCAGACUAUAGGCAUCUCUGGUUGGGGAACAUGUGGCUGGAUUGCAACAGUGAUGUUUUUCAGCACGAAUGUGGGCUCCGCUAUAGUGAUGCUUAUCACAACUCUACUCUUCACUGUGGUGACUGCUUUAAUGGCACUGGUUCUCAUUAAGGUGCACAGAAUGUACCGCGGUGGCGGCGGUAGUUUGGAGCGUGCUCAGGAAGAGUGGAGCACUGGUUUGUGGAAGAGCGCACCAGUGAGGGAAGCAGGGUUCAACACUGUUGCUCAGACAGCCCAAGGCCCGAGCUUGCCCCAGUACCCGGCCGCAGUGCCCAGCUAUCCCGACAACAGUCACUGGUGAUAGCGCAGAGUCGCCUCUAGAUGGAGACAGAUAGCUGGUCGUUCCUUUGGUGUACAAGAACACACUUCAAAAGAACAUCAUCUCUCCCUCACAUCACAAAAUGCAUAGACAUGUUUUUUUAAUGAGAGGAUAGGAUUGCUAUUUGAAAAAAGGUUACUACACUUGUAGUAGAGGGUUAUCUUCACACUAUGCCAUUCCAUUUCAACAUUUGUUUACAUAUAGUUUAUCAAACUGCAUAAGAGAGAGAACUACAAUUUUGAUGCUCUUAAGUUUUGCGACUAUGCAAUUGGAAACGCGAAGAGAGUGAACUGUUUCAGGAUAGCAGAAUGUG
Messenger RNA from Etheostoma cragini (Arkansas darter), 1291 nucleotides. It is a transcript of the gene scamp4, whose product is annotated as secretory carrier membrane protein 4. Gene Ontology annotation, cellular component: trans-Golgi network membrane; recycling endosome membrane. Lineage: Eukaryota; Metazoa; Chordata; Actinopteri; Perciformes; Percidae. The coding region runs from base 259 to 960 and encodes 233 amino acids. The record is from RefSeq and is a predicted model, not a curated record. The transcript has 7 exons. Gene Ontology annotation, biological process: protein transport.